CUUUUUUGACCGAAGCAGACGGCCGGCUUCUCCAAACGCGUCGUCUGCUACAAAAAAAGUGGGGGACAACGUGUGCAACGUGCGUUAACGACAGGAAACUAGGGCUUGCAGUGUCGGUGUUGUGGCGGUGCUCUUGAUCGUUCUUUCUCCGGCGUUGUGUGCUGUUUGUGGCGAAAGCGCAAAAUGGCGCGCGUGUGAUAUCGUCCGCGUUGGCAGUGUUCCAGCUCUGAAACGUCAACGGACCAACCCUGUGUUCGCGAGUGGCCACCCAUGGACCAACGCCGUCUGCUGCUUUCCCAACGGAGGACGUGUGUUCAGGCCGUACUGAAACGUCUGCUCCCGGGUUUCCCGCGGUGCGCUUUCUUCGUGACCUCCGUGCCGCAUUUUUUCCUCUGUGCUUGAUCAAGGUGAACGAUUAGCUCGGCGUGUAAAUUACAUCGGCUCCCGCUGAACGUCUGUUUCGUAAGACACGGUCACGUUACAGAGACACGUGACAUAAUUUGGUGGUUGUUGUCGAUUUCAGCCCCGUGAGUCACCGAACGUUAUCUGCCUACUUAAUCGCGAGGUAAUCAGGAGUCCUAGCCACCACCGCCUGUCGCGGACGCCAGAAGGGUGUGCUAACAGGGCGGAGCCAUCGCGCUUCGUUGCGCUGGUGGAUAUCAAUUAACUCCGCCUCCGACCUCGGAGACCUGUGGCUUCGCACCGUGUAGCAGGCUUUGGAUUUUUAUUCGUGGUGUUAUGUGCCAACUGAAUCAAUCGCCGUUACUAAUGCAGCAAAAGCGCCGGGUUUAACUUUUUUCAUUUAUUAUUAUUUAUUUAUUUUUUUAACCCGGAGCAAGACGUGUGCUUCGGAAAAAGAUUGGCCUCUUGUCGGGAAGUACCGGAGCUAUUGUCCUGCGAUUAUUUUUCUUCUGUUUGUUUCGACGGAUCCAACCAGCACCGGUGCAAUGUUUUAAAAGAAACCUGCUCGUAACCAUUUCUCAUUUUUCGUCUGGCUCCUCUCGGCGCACGAAACUGUGUACGCGGCCUGCACAAAGCACUCCGAUCAAUCACGACGCGACUAACUGCCGUGACGUCUGGCAUCCGGUACAGAAGAGCGCUGAAAGGGGUUAUGGCACUGCGGGCAGACGUCCAGGCCUCGCGCCCUCUGCCGGCGAUGCCACCACGCUGAUGCCAACCUCGUCAUCGCCUCUGAUGGAAGCGACGCGACUGCUGGACGCCGGCUGCCUGGGACGCCUGGGGCGACCGCUGCCCGGACCGUACGCGCCGUUCGGCACCCCGAUGGCGCCGUACAGCAUGGCCGCCUACCCGCCGCACCACGUGCCCUACUCCAUCGACGGCAUACUGCACGGCUCGCACGCCGCGGCAGCGUCGCACCACGGUGGACCGCUGGGCCUCGUGAUGGCCUCUAGUCCUGGCCACGCGGCCCUGGUGGGGUCCCGGGCGGCCGUGCUGAGCCAUAGGAUUGCGGCGGCUGCCGCUCAACAUCAUCAUCAUCAGGAGGCUCAGCAGCAGCAGCAGCAGCAACACCAGCCGGCCGCCAGGGUACCUUCGCACCGAUCGAAAGCCAAGUCAUCAUCCACGCCGGCAGAGUCAUCCCCACUGUUUCAACUCAUCCAAAACGCAUCUUCAAACUUCAAGGAAAAGUACGCCGCAGAGUCAGACAAAGAUGGCGGCAGCAGCAACGGCGGCAGCGGCAAGCGGCGGCGGACGAGGACCAACUUCAACGGCUGGCAGCUGGAGGAGCUCGAAAAGGCGUUCGAGGCCAGUCACUACCCGGACGUCUUCAUGAGGGAGGCCCUCGCCAUGCGGCUAGACCUCAUCGAGUCACGCGUGCAGGUGUGGUUCCAAAACCGCCGGGCCAAGUGGCGCAAGAAGGAGAACACCAAGAAGGGUCCCGGUCGGCCAGCACACAACGCGCACCCCCAGACCUGCUCGGGCGAACCCAUCCCUCCCGAGGAGAUCGAGCGACGAGAGAGGGAUCGCCGGGAGAAGAAGCUGCGCAAGCAGCUCGAGCGACAGGCCAAGAGGCUGCAGCAGGCGCGCCUCAAGCCUGGCGUGAACCUCGCGAGCCUGCGAGAGACAAUCCAGCAAUCGCUAACGGAACUGUGGAACACCAACCCGACCAAGGAACCACGGGCCCUGGUUGGUCCGGAAACAUUCCGCCUCUUGGAGACUCUGGGCUUCGACGUGCUCGAGGUGCUGUCCCGGGCACGCUUCGAACCACCGAGGCGACAAGACAUGGCUCCACCGUCCAGAUCUUCGGCCGACGACAGCUCCUCGGACGUACCAGCGCACCGUUUCAUGACGCUUCUAACUACGACGACGCCACCUGGCGUGGCCGUCGUCAGUGGCGGCUGCGGCAAUGGAGGAGGCAAGUCGUCUGCCUUCAGCAUCGAGAGCCUUCUGGCGUCUCGAGGAGGCUCGCGGGAACAGACGAAGCACGUGACGCCGCUGCGGCUACCCAUGGCCACGACGACAGCGAGUGGCUUUCCGCUCGUGGUCCAGCAACCUAUGGGAUUUUUGGUGCGCCCCGAACUGCAGGAACGCGGCGACGACGAUGACGCCAGUGCGGAGCGAGUCUAUCAGCAGCGUCGGCAGCAGCAGGACUGCUGCAGCUCGGCCGAGGACGACUUCAGCGAUCCGGACGUCACUGGCUGCGACGAGGACUCUGCCUCCCAGGCGGACAGACGACAAAGAAGACAGCGGCAAGACGACGAUGACGUCAGUGUUGGUGGCAAUGACGUUCGCGUUGACGACAUGAGUGACGUGGCGUUGCGCGAGGGACGGAACAGGGACGCGUCUGAUGACGAAUCGGUGUCCGUCCACGUAGCAGACGACGACGAAGGUGCGGACGGUGACGACGAAAGAGAUGCGUGGUAACGGUGACAGAACCACAGUAACACGCACAACACAACGACGAUGCACUAUUCUCUGAGCAGCGCAAAGAAUAUUGGUUUGUGAAACACUCACUUCAGCGAAUGCUUUUUUAUAUCGAAGUCCAAGGAUAAAUUUCUAAACAUUGA
This is a messenger RNA of Dermacentor albipictus, 3026 nucleotides long. RefSeq names its product homeobox protein unc-4 homolog. The record is from RefSeq and is a predicted model, not a curated record. Gene Ontology annotation, molecular function: DNA-binding transcription factor activity, RNA polymerase II-specific; sequence-specific double-stranded DNA binding. Gene Ontology annotation, biological process: regulation of DNA-templated transcription. Lineage: Eukaryota; Metazoa; Arthropoda; Arachnida; Ixodida; Ixodidae.